AGAAAGCCAUUGCUGAAGAGCAGCAACGUCUGCUUCUCUCCCUCAGAAUGCAACUUUGAUUUUUGUGUUGUGUUAGUCAAGACUACGUCUGAGAAACACUGACAUGGCAGCUGCCUGCAGUCUGGUAUCUGAAGAUCAGUUCCUGUGCUCCAUCUGUCUGGAUGUGUUCACUGAUCCAGUCACCAUUCCAUGUGGACACAACUUCUGCAAGAACUGCAUCACACAACACUGGACUGUCAAUGUCCAGAACAAGUGUCCCAUGUGUGCAGAUGUCUUUGACAGAAGACCUGAGCUGCGGGUCAACACUUUCAUAUCUGUUAUGGCCGAUCAGUUCAGACAGUCAGCUGUACAGGAAGCCAGCAGCAGCUCAGAGCAACAGGCUGCAAAAACAGCAGAAGUUCUGUGUGACGUCUGCACUGACACCAGACUGAAGGCUGUGAAGUCCUGCCUGGUGUGUCUGACCUCCUACUGUGAGACUCAUCUGGAGCCUCAUCACAGAGUUCCAGGUCUGAAAAGACAUCAGCUGAUGGGUCCAGUGAAGAACCUGGAAGACAGACUGUGUAAGAAGCAUGACAGACCUCUGGAGCUGUUCUGUCAGACUGAUCAGGUGUGUGUUUGUCAGUUCUGCACUGAGUCAGACCACAAGAGGCAUGCUACUAUUCCUCUGAUUAAAGAGUAUCAGCGACAGAAAGCUGAGCUGCAGAAGACAGAAGCUGGAAUACAGCAGAUGAUUGAGGAGAGACGACUGAAGAUGGAUCAGAUCAGAGAGUCAGUGAAGCUCAGUAAGGAGGAGGCAGACAGAGAGACAGCAGCCAGUGUGCAGGUCUUCACUGCUCUGAUCCAGUCUGUAGAGAGAGGUCUGGCUCAGCUCACCCACAUGAUCGAAGAGAAGCAGAAAAGCAUCGAGGAGCAGGCUGAAGGCUUCAUCAAGGAGCUGGAAGAGGAAAUCUGUGAGCUGAUGAAGAGAAGCUCUGAGGUGGAGCAGCUUUCACACACUGAAGACCAGCUCCUCUUCCUCCAAAGCUUCCUGUCCCUGAACGCUGCUCCUCCCACCAAAGACUGGACGGAGGUCAGAGUUCACUCUUCAUAUGAGGGGACUGUGAGGAGAGCUGUGGCUCAGCUGGAAGAGACGCUCAGUGAACAGAUAAAGAAACUCUGUGCUGAAGUGGAGCUGAAGAGAGUCCAGCAGUUUGCAGUGGAUGUGACUCUGGAUCCCGACACUGCAAGUCCCUAUCUCACGCUGUCUGAGGAUGGGAAACAAGUUCAGUGUGGUGAAAUUCAACAGCCUGUGCCAGAUAACCCAAAGAGAUUUUCCGUCUGCAAUGGUGUCUUAGGAAAGCAGACGUUCUCUUCAGGCAGAUUUUACUUUGAAGUUCAAGUCAGAGGGAAGACUGAGUGGGAUUUAGGAGUGGUCAGAGAGUCCAUCAGCAGGAGGGGGAAAAUCCGAUUGUCCCCUAACAAUGGCUUCUGGACGAUAUGGUUGAGAAAUGGAAAUCAGUACAAAGCUCUUGCUGGUCCAGGUAUCCUUCUGUCUCUGAGGUCACAGCCUGAGAAGGUGGGGGUGUUCGUGGACCAUGAGGAGGGUCUAGUUUCCUUUUAUGAUGUGGAUGCAGCAGCUCUCAUCUACUCCUUUGUUGGCUGCAACUUCACCGAGAGUCUCUGCCCAUACUUCAGUCCCUGCUGUGAUAAUGGUGGCAUAAACACUGCACCCAUGAUCCUCCUGCAUCCACGCCACACAAAUUAGACUCAUUAUUUGAUUACCUUUGCAUGUAUUCAAAACUCGUUAGUAGUGGCACACUGUACAAUAACAAAAAAACUGAGCAAGAGGGUCAGAAGAAAAAUAUAUAAAAAAAGAUAUGAAAUACUGUAAUGUUCAAAUGUUUUUUGUUUUUUUCUUUUACAGUGCACCAAAAGUCUAAAUCAUAGUCUCACCUUACUGGCCAUCAAUAACAAGGUACAAAGAUAGUCUGUGCUCCUGGUUGCAGUGAGAGAAAUUGUAAAAACAACUUAAGGGACUGAAUUUAAUUCUAACCUUUGAUAUAGUUUUGAAAGGUUUUCAACAAACCCACUACAAUUUAAUGUAACGUGUUAACGACACAUGAUUGUGACCAGUCUGUUUUCUCAAACUACAAAAAAAGAGUUGCAGGUGUCACACAGAAGUGAGUGUUAACAUAAUUCCUGUGUUAGUCCCAUCAGAUUUCAGCCAUGUAAUGUUUGAUGCUGUAUGAUCUGUUGCCACUUUGAUGUCUGUUAAGUUUGAUGUUCAAAUGUUGUCUUUAUACCGGAUAGAGUAAAAUUCAUUUCUGACUGAACACUUGUACAUGCAGGUCUACUGUGGCACGUUGUAGAUACUGUGGUACCACUGCAUGUAGCACAGCUCAUAAAACACCACAGUAUCUGCUGAAACUCAGUGUAGUACCAGACUUCCUUUAGCUGUGUUUAAUGGUAGUACUGUACAUUCUUUUAUAGGGAAUAUUCCUUAGGACAUACUUGGACAACAGUCUUAUGACAUUUGUGAUGCCAUACAGGCCUAUGACAGAUAUCGGUACACACACUAUGGUACAUAGUCAAGUUUUAUUUUGCAAUAACAGACACAAAACACAUCAGCCACAAACAACAGCUGCUGUUCAAAGCCUUAACGCUGCUACUCAUUAGGGGUCAACUGAUUAUCGGCUCAAAUAUGCAGCAUUUUUCUGAUUUGUGACAUUCAGUGUUUUUUUUGUUUUUUUCCCCUGACAGAUUACCAAUAAAAUAAUUCCAAAAUGUU
This is a messenger RNA of Stegastes partitus (bicolor damselfish), 2767 nucleotides long. RefSeq names its product E3 ubiquitin-protein ligase TRIM21-like. The transcript is spliced from 2 exons. Bases 104 to 1744 code for a protein of 546 amino acids. Gene Ontology annotation, molecular function: protein binding; zinc ion binding. NCBI's taxonomy places the organism in Eukaryota, Metazoa, Chordata, Actinopteri, Pomacentridae. The record is from RefSeq and is a predicted model, not a curated record.